Labeo rohita (rohu) is the source of this 1706-nucleotide messenger RNA. Its product is annotated as E3 ubiquitin-protein ligase TRIM39-like. The record is from RefSeq and is a predicted model, not a curated record. The transcript is spliced from 8 exons. NCBI's taxonomy places the organism in Eukaryota, Metazoa, Chordata, Actinopteri, Cypriniformes, Cyprinidae. Gene Ontology annotation, biological process: protein ubiquitination. Gene Ontology annotation, molecular function: ubiquitin-protein transferase activity; zinc ion binding; protein binding. Bases 51 to 1706 code for a protein of 551 amino acids.
UCUGAGACAUAUUUGAACGCAGCUGAUAUUGACUCACAGUAAGAAGAGCGAUGGCAGAAUCUUUACCUACAUCACCAAUACAAACACAGAGCAGGAACCAGAGUAUGGAUAUACCUCCACCUAUGUCAUCCUCCAGUGGUCCUCUGGCUGAGGAGCUGCAGUGUCCAGUGUGUCUGGAUGUGUUCACUGAUCCAGUUACCACUCCAUGUGGACACAACUUCUGUAAGAGCUGCUUGAACCAGCACUGGGACAGCAGUCAGGAGUGCAAAUGUCCAAUUUGUAAUGAAACAUUCAGUAAAAGACCAGACCUCAAGAUCAACACAGGACUUAGACAGGUUGUGCAGCUAUUUCAGGAAAAGUCUAGUCUGAGUAAUUCUGAAGUUCUCUGUGACAUCUGUGAUGACAAAAAGAUGAAAGCCCUGAAGUCCUGUCUGGUGUGUCAAAACUCGUACUGUGAACCUCACCUGGAGCCUCAUCAGAGAGUGCCGAACUUAAAGAAACACAAACUGAUGGACCCAGUGAAAAAUAUAAAGUACUAUAUAUGCCAGAAACACGAGAGACCUCUGGAGCUGUUCUGCAGAGAUGAUCAGACGUGUAUUUGUGUGUUUUGCACUGAUGGAGACCACAAGACUCACAACACUGUUCCUCUAGAGGAGGAGAGUAAAGAAAAGAAGACUCAGCUGAUGAAGACACAGAAGGAUGUGCAGCAGAUGAUCCUGGACAGAAUCAAGAAGAUUCACUCAGCAGAAUUUAGAAAAAAAAGCACAGAGCAAGAGAAAGCAGCCAGUGUUGAGCUCUUCAGCGAUCUGAUGCGCUUCAUUGAGAGAUGUCAGGCUGAGCUGCUGGAGAUGAUGGAGGAGAAGCAGAAAGCAGCAGUGGAACAGAAUGAAGAGCUCAUUCAAGAACUGCAGCAGGAAAUCACUGAGCUCAAGAUGAGAAGCACUGAGCUGGAUCAUCUCUUACACACUGAUGAUCACCUCCACCUCCUACAGAUUUACCCAUUCCUGUGCAGUCCUCCACACACCAGUAACAGGCCUGAGAUCAGUAUGAACACUGAUGUGAGUGUGGAGACUCUGAGGAGAGCUCUGACUCAACUGCAGGAAACUCUAGAUGAGAAACUCAGUCAAACUGUGUUGAGGAGGAUUCAGCAGUAUGCAGUGGAUGUGACUUUAGAUCCUGAUACACGUCAUCAAAAUCUCAUCCUGUCUGAUGAUGGGAAACAAGUGAGACAUGAAGACAUUGAACAAAAGCUCCUAAACAACCCAGAGAGGUUUGACUACUGUACCUGUGUUCUAGGAAAAGAGGGAUUCUCCUCAGGGAGAUUUUAUUUUGAGGUUCAGGUGAAGGGAAAGACUAAAUGGAUUUUAGGAGUGGCUAAAGAAUCUAUUAACAGGAAGGGGUCGAUCACAGUGAGUCCUCGGGAUGGAUUCUGGACUGUGGGUCUGUGGAAUGAGAAUAAAUAUUGGGCAUGUACUGAUUCCUAUGUCUCUCUGUCUGUGAGUGGGAAGCUGCAAAAUGUGGGGAUGUUUGUAGAUUAUGAGGAGGGUCUGGUCUCUUUCUAUGAUGUAGAGUCCAGAUCUCAUAUCUACUCUUUCACUGGACAGUCUUUCACUGAGAAACUCUAUCCUUUCUUCAGUCCGUGUCGCAAUGAUAAAGGAGAAAAUUCAGCACCCCUGAUCAUCUCACCUGUUAACUAUGUUGAAUAA